Cantharellus anzutake is the source of this 1171-nucleotide messenger RNA. RefSeq lists its product as uncharacterized. Gene Ontology annotation, molecular function: protein binding. The coding region runs from base 188 to 865 and encodes 225 amino acids. The record is from RefSeq and is a predicted model, not a curated record. The transcript is spliced from 3 exons. NCBI's taxonomy places the organism in Eukaryota, Fungi, Basidiomycota, Agaricomycetes, Cantharellales, Hydnaceae.
GAGUCCUCCUCUUGCGCUGGCUUCUUUUGCCCUUUUCGCCUUCUAGAAAUACCUCGCCUCUCGACCGUUUCCAAUAGAUUGAUUCUGUCGGUCAGUCGCUCCAGGAGGGCACCUUUCCCCAACGGUCUCUUCAAAGGGAUCGUCGACAAGGGUCCAUUGCUUCAAAGCUACACGUUGAGGAAAAGGUAUGCAUAGCUACGGAUCGAUCGAAGGGCUGGUUUGGGAAUCCUCUCAUUCUAGAAGUCGCGCCAUCGAUUCAGUGAGAGAUUGCCGUCGACCAGGUGUCGAAUAUGUAUUCUCGUCCGAUGGUUCGAUGGUAUUCUUAUCAUGCUGCGGCACGAAUCGGAAGAACCAAGGGAGUUCUCCAAAGGACCAGGCCUACUCAGUCUAUUUUUUUUUACUUGGUGGAUUCAAGGUAACCUCGCCGUCCUAUGGCAAAACAGCACGAAUCUGUGAUGUGGUGACCAGAGAAGACUUGAGGCUCUUCCAAGGAUACUUUAACACAGUCUCCUUCUCGCCUGAUGGAUUCAGGAUACGUUCAGCGUCCCAUGAUCAGAUGGUACCAAUAUGGGAUACAGUGACUGGGAAGAACUCAAGAUCCCCAGAGAUGCAUGUAUCAGGCGCUGGGUUGAUUCAAGACUGUUUCCGGACACCGCAUCCCGCAAUUAUACGGUCCAUCCUGGGAUUCGGUAACCUGGAACUCGAUGGCCAAAACCCCUCAUUUCAUUGCCUCUUGUUAUAUCCACUUCGGAGAUUUCACAAUUGCCUGUUGGUACGCAUGACAGAGAGCCCAUUAUUUGAGUGUGCCGGGUUGUGUGCAACAUGCAACAACUUGAUUUUGGGCUUAUCAAGAGACAAGCAAUAGCUCUGAACCACUCAAGGGCUAACUCGCGGGGCUGCUCCAUCCUCAUUCCCCCGUCUCGAGAUGCAUUUAUGUAACUCUGAGGAUUCAACUAAGCGACUGGAUGAUUUAUAACGCAGCUUGUGCCGCUUGGCACAUCUGUGUCGGGCUGACUCGCGUCCCAUAAUUGGCGGUGUCGGGUUGAAUUCUCCUCUUGAAGCAAUCUUGCUUGUUCUAAACUGCGCGGGGAUGCGAUUUUGUAUCAUUGGUUUCCGCGACAAUCUUAGCCGGCCGACGCCCCUGCUCAUCAUUCGGACAUUGGGGAGUCGC